Molecule: messenger RNA, 4363 nt
Organism: Mirounga angustirostris (Northern elephant seal)
Lineage: Eukaryota; Metazoa; Chordata; Mammalia; Carnivora; Phocidae
Gene: TNFRSF19
Product: TNF receptor superfamily member 19
Exons: 10
Coding region: 230-1474 (414 amino acids)
Biological process (GO): positive regulation of JNK cascade; positive regulation of canonical NF-kappaB signal transduction
Cellular component (GO): plasma membrane
Molecular function (GO): signaling receptor activity; protein binding
Source: RefSeq, a predicted model, not a curated record
GGCUACCGGAGAGCGCGGAGCCCGCGGCGCGGGGAGGCGCUCGGCGUGCGCGCAGUGAGGAGCCCCCGGCCCAGCAGCCCUCCCGGUACGCUGCACCCGGCCCUUUCCGCGCGCCGCUUUGGCUGCGAGUCCGGCCUGGACCUGCAGGGCAGGACGGGGAGAGGGGGCGGCGGAGCCUCCCAGGUGACGGCAGAAAACUCUUCAACAAUAAAUACACGUAAUAAGAGCCAUGGCUUUAAAAGUGCUCCUGGAACAAGAGAAAGCAUUUCACACCAUUGUAGUUUUACUGGCCUAUUUGGCAUGUAAAGUGAUUUGUGAAACAGGAGACUGUCGACAGCAAGAAUUCAGGGAUCGGUCUGGAAAUUGUGUUCUCUGCAAGCAAUGUGGGCCAGGAAUGGAGUUGUCUAAGGAAUGCGGCUUUGGCUACGGGGAGGAUGCCCAGUGCAUGACAUGCAGGCCGCACCGGUUCAAGGAGGACUGGGGCUUUCAGAAAUGCAAGCCGUGCCUGGAGUGCGCCGCGGUGAACCGCUUCCAGAAGGCCAACUGUUCCGUCACCAGCGAUGCCGUCUGCGGGGACUGCUUGCCGGGAUUUUAUAGGAAGACAAAACUUGUUGGUUUUCAAGACAUGGAGUGCGUACCUUGCGGAGACCCUCCUCCUCCUUAUGAGCCACACUGUACCAGCAAGGUCAACCUCGUGAAGAUCCCAUCCACGGCCUCCAGCCCACGGGACACAGCCCUGGCGGCCGUAAUCUGCAGCGCCCUGGCCACCGUCCUGUUGGCCCUGUUCAUCCUCUGUGUCAUCUACUGUAAGAGGCAGUUUAUGGAGAAAAAACCCAGCUGGUCUCUGAGAGCACAAGACAUUCAGUACAACGGUUCUGAACUGUCAUGCUUUGACAGACCUCAGCUCAAUGAAUCUGCUCCCAGAGCAUGUUGUCAGUGCCAUCGGGACUCAGCCCAAACCUGUGGGCCUGUUCACUUGAUUCCAUCUCUGUGCUGUGAUGAGGCCUGCAGCGUGGACCGGGUGACUCUAGGCUGUAGGGUGCAUUCCAAGGCCACUCUUCAGGAGAGACACACAGGUCCAGCGGGGGAAACGGUGCCCACGUUCUUUGGGUCCCUUUCGAGGUCCAUCUGUGGUGAGUUUUCAGACGCCUGGCCUCUGAUGCAAAAUCCCAUGUGUGGCGACAUCUCUCUUUGUGACUCUUGUCCCGAACUCUCUGGAGGAGAUACUCAUUCUCUCAACCCAGAAAACGAAAGCUUGUCCUCCUUGGAUUCAAACAGUAGUCAGGAUUUGGUUGGUGGAGCUGUUCCGAUUCAUUCUGAGAACUUUACAGAAACUACUGAUCCCUCUAGACGUAACCACUCGCUGACAGAGCCAGUGCUGACUCAGGAUACGCUGACCACCAGAAGCCAGCUGCAUCACGAGAGUGGCGACAUCGUCAGCCUGACCACGCAGACGUCCCUCCAGGAAGCUUAAAGGACUUGCUUCUUUCUGCAGUAGAAGAAUAUGGAUGGAACCCAGCGGGCACUCACUCCUCCUCUUAGGCUUAUGGACUGAGCACAGUCUGGACCCUGUGUGGCUUCUGGAGGAAAAAAAAUAAAUCUGAACCAAACUGAUGGCAUUUUAAGCCUUUCAACCAGUUGCUUCUGAGCCAGACCAGCUGUAAGCUGAAACCUCAAGGAAAAACAAGAAAAGACUCCAGGCACUCAUGAUACUCUGCAUCUUUCCUAAACAAGAAGCUUCCAUGCCACAAGCGUAACUUCAAAGACUGAUGGCUCGAGUUCGCAGCCUACGAGAUUAUGAGCAUAUAACAAGAAACAGAAAUGCAUUCAUGCUUAUUUUCGUGGCGAGUGUGGUUUUACCAGACUGAAGACCCAGAGUAUAAGUUUUCAUUUACACUUUCUUUCCAGAAAUAAUUUCGUAUAGCCGAUUAUCCUACUAAAAGUCAGUGUCACAUUAGUUACCUUAGUUUUUAUGUAGAGUGGUUCAAAAAUGAGUGUAUUUGAUGAAGCUCACUUUUUCAUCAUCUGAUUAGCUUCAGAGGUUAGAAUAGACUUCAUACUGCCUGCCUAAAUCAGGGGUUUGUUAGAUGAAGUUAACUAGCCUAACUGGGAAUCAGAGGAGAGCAAGUCUUUUCCAGAAUCGACACUUGUAGCCUUCACCACUGAACCCCUGCUGGAGCUAGCGGGGAGAGGGGCCUGAGCUGGGGAAGUGGUGCGGAAAGAGUGCCCACCGCCCUGCAUGAAAAACCACUUAGCACACGUACCCUAGAGACUUGUAUACAAUGAUUAACAUAUUUCUGUGAAAAUCAGUUGAUACGGAAGCAUUUGUUAGUUCUGUCCCUGUGAUUGAGCUUAGAAGAUCCAGAAUUCCUCUCUUAUAGAAGAGUGAUAAUUUAUAAAGACAAUGGUUUCUUUUCCUCCACCCCGCCUCCACCUCCUGCCUCUGACAACCACCAACCUGUUCUCUCUACCUGUGAGUUUGUUUUUGCUUUUGCUUUUUUGCAUUGUAUCUGAUACCAAGGGCUUUAGAAAUUACUGCCUAUCUUGUUCCCCUACUACUGAAAUGUAACACCACGUAUGUCAUCUUAGGAGACUACACUACAUACUAGAAGCCCAAUUUGUAAGCGGCCUAUAGGUGAACAGUUCCUCAGGGUCCUCAUGACCAAGUAGCCCUCCGACCGUGCACAUUUCGUUAGCACAGAAAUCUCCUACCUUAGCCAGUGAUGCUGGACUUAAGUGUGGUGUCAGGCGCCCCAUCCCUGAUAUUUACACACUAGAAUUUUCUCUAUGGCUAAGAUAGAAAUGAACCCAGUUCAGUCAUGAACCGGGGGACGGUUCACUUGCUCUUAAUUUUUAUGCCCUGGGAGGAAUUACUAGAGCAGGAUUUAUCUGUUUCCUCCUUGAACCUACAUGAUCAGCUCUGGCCUUUGUCUUUUAACUGAUUACUAUUAGCUGAGUCACAUUUGCACUUAAAGAAGUCAAACAUGACUGUGUUUGAGUGCACUAAAAUACUUGGUUUCACAGUCGCCCCCUCUCCCCCCGAUCAGUGUUUUUUACCUAAUAUUAAACUGAACAUGCAAAAACUCUUUCUUAGGACAUUUUUCUUUCUUCUCACUUACUAGACCAUGCUUUUCUCUCUCUGUAAGACAUGAGGAAAAUCUAAUGAGCCCUCUUCCUCAUGGCUGGGCCAGUUUCUCUCCCCCUUAGUCUUAGGCUCUAAUAUGUGUGGAUUAGCUUGCCUGGGCUCCGUUCUUCUCAGGACCUCAGUUCCUUGAACCAAAAUAAGAAAUUGGAGUAGUCUCGGGGCGACCCAUAAUCUUUUGUGUCCGUCUAGUGCCCUCUUUUCUUUUCCUCUCUUAACAUUAACCAAUGGUUUUUAAACUUUGAUAACUCGCCAGCUCUUAUGAGAGUUGCCUUUAGGAAAGUCAUGUAAAAUAUUUAGGAUUUGACCACAAGAUGUCUAUGAAAAUGCACGCUAGAGUUUCCUCGAGUGGCUUCACUGUAAUUCACAUAUGCAUGCCAUUGUUUGCAAGCUGAUCGUUUUGUUUUGACAGAGGGAUGAUCAAAGUCGGCCAGGGUUGUGUUCCUUCUGGUGACCUGAAUAUAUUUUCCACAUGUAGAAACCCUCCUCGACUUCAAAGACAAAUACUUGCUGGAGAAAGCUAGAUGGAUGGGCAUGAGACUGUAGCCCCAAACCCUGAAUCAUCCCUUUGGAUCACUAAGGAAAUGCUUAGGUUGAAAGUCGAUUUCAUUUGAUACUGCAUUUGAAAACUCCUGGGGCUGUUGUACCAAGAUGAAGACAUUUUACCACCGCCCGCUGCAGAAACAUAAUGUUAGAUUCUAUAGUCUGUGUAAACACUUGAGAGGGAAAGCCCAGUCUGCAUUUUGCACAGUUGGAAUACCCUACAGCGCGCACAGGAACUCGGCCGCGAGGGUACAGGUCCCAGGAAAUCAUCAUCGGGUCUGGGAGUGAGAAUCGGGGUGACUUCGAAUGUUGCAGAAACCCACCAACAAGAAUGAGACAAGGAUUUGGGGAACGACCAUGUAAAGGCAUGGUUUUCUCAUUUUGUGUAUAUGGAAUAUGUUUUUCAAAUAUAGAGUUUUCUACUUUAGAUAAAACAUUAAGUUGCUAUUACCUAGUUAAGCUCUAUUGUCUGUGCUAAGGGUAAAAAAAAAAAUGUUGAAAAGAAAAUGAAAAAAGCCCAUCAUUGCUUGAAGGUCGCCAGCUUGAAUCGAUUUAGAUGUCAUCGUUACUAUUUUGCAUACUGGAAUUUAUAAAUUUGUAAAUUUUCAUUUUCUUAUACAAUAGUUUUGUAAUGCCCUUUUUUAUAUGUGAAUAAAAUUGUUACCUGGUAUUAGUAUU